AUGGCCGGGUCCCGGCUCGGGGGGAGGUCGGAGGGGAAGCCGGGGCGAGCGAGCGGGCGGGCGGCGGCCGCCAGUAACGCGCCGCCGGGCGCCUUCUUGCUUCUUUCCCCUGCAGGGGCCGUCCGAGGCGCGUCGGGGAAGGAGGAGGCGAAGGGCGAGGAGGAGGCGGCGGCGGCGGCCAAAGGCAAGGAGGAGAGCUUCUCCAUGGACAGCGACCUGGACUACAGCUCCGACGACAAUCUGCCGGGCCAGGCGGCGCACAAGGAGGACGAGGCGGGCGCGGGCCUGGAGGAGAGCGGCCCGAGCGCGGCGGCCGCCAACAACACCACGUCGACGGGCAAGAACCGCCGGCGGCGCACGGCCUUCACCAGCGAGCAGCUCCUGGAGCUGGAGAAGGAGUUCCACUGCAAGAAGUACCUCUCGCUGACGGAGCGCUCGCAGAUCGCGCACGCCCUCAAGCUCAGCGAGGUGCAGGUCAAGAUCUGGUUCCAGAACCGGCGCGCCAAGUGGAAACGGGUCAAGGCCGGCAACGCCAACUCCAAGACCGGCGAGCCCUCGCGGAACCCCAAGAUCGUCGUCCCCAUCCCCGUCCACGUCAGCCGGUUCGCCAUCCGGAGCCAGCACCAGCAGCUCGAGCAGGCCCGGCCCUGA
Messenger RNA from Gekko japonicus, 651 nucleotides. RefSeq names its product homeobox protein GBX-2-like. NCBI's taxonomy places the organism in Eukaryota, Metazoa, Chordata, Lepidosauria, Squamata, Gekkonidae. Gene Ontology annotation, molecular function: RNA polymerase II transcription regulatory region sequence-specific DNA binding; DNA-binding transcription factor activity, RNA polymerase II-specific. The record is from RefSeq and is a predicted model, not a curated record. Gene Ontology annotation, cellular component: nucleus. The coding region runs from base 1 to 651 and encodes 216 amino acids. Gene Ontology annotation, biological process: regulation of transcription by RNA polymerase II; regulation of nervous system development. The transcript has a single exon.